AUUUGACGUGAAAGCGAGAAAGUAGCGUUUUCUAACAGACUAAAAGGACACAGUGAUAACAACUCGUCGUACCGUCGUUACUCAAGAAGCUAAUCUCCCUGUUUUUUUCCUGUAACGUUAGGUUUACGACAUUGGUGAACCUGCUUUGCUAGCGCGUUGAGGAAUUGCUGCUUCAGUGAUGGCUCGACUCGUCAAGAAAUCUCCGUCGCUUUGUACGGAUCUACCGCUGGACAACACUGAUAUUUGUAACAGGCUCCAUUUGCUAAGACAGCUUUUGAGAUCUUGUAUUGGUCCGACAGGUAGACUAAAACAAGUUCACAACAACAUCGGAGGGCACGUUAUAACUACCUCCACCUCCUCAGUUCUCCUUCCAGCCAUUUCUUCCUCACAGUCGUUUAUAAAUCUGAUCAAAACCUCCAUUCUCAACCAUGUUUCUCGUUUCAGUGACUGUGGUUUGUUUGCUGCCCUUCUUUGUUUGUCUCUUAUUGAGCAAGCAAAGCAGUCUGGUCUCCGAGGAAACGUGGCUACCACCGUGAACCAGCACUUGUUGGGUCUGUGCACUAGUUACCUUCAACGACAAGACUGUGGUUGUAAAGUGAAGCUCGACUUCUGCAGCAGCCAAAGCUUGAUCACAUUGGCUCGCAGUAUUGUCUCUAGCAAACCAGCAUGUGUGCUAACAGAGCAAGAGGCACUUCACAUCAGCAAGUUGGCUGUACAAGCUUUUUUGCUGACUGUUCCCUGUAACAGCCCGGGUGUAGUCAGUCUUGGCAAAAUAGUGACCGUCUCUGUUGAAGGCCACUCUGUGCUAAACUCUGCAGUGUUUCCAGGUUUACUGCUGGACAUGCCUGAUGUCUUUUUCCUCAACAAGGUAGAGAACCUGCAUUCAAAUCCAACGUGCAUGGUGUUGUUCAGUGCAUCUCUUGCUGGAGACCUUUCUGACCUAGGAGGGAUAAUUGAGGUGCAUCCGGGUGUAGACACAGACUCGCAGAUACUGGAUCAGCUCCUAAAGCUUGGCAAUCAAGUGGUUAAAGAUGAGGUGAAGCUCUUCGUAUGCCAGAAGGUCAUACACCCAGUCCUACAGCACCACCUGAGGAGUCAUGGCAUCAUAGUGAUAGAGAGACUGGGAAUCACUCUCAUGGAGCCACUUGCACAGCUGACAGGUGCUCAGCCUGUGGCCACAAUGCACACCACAAUCCCAGCCAAGGCCUACGGGAGGGUGGUUUGCCACAAGACUGAACAUGUGUUGAGGCUCACCCUGAGGGAACCAUCUGCCUUACUUGGAGGUGGGUGUACUGAGACCCACUUAGCUGCCUACGUAAGACACAAGAGCAUGGACAACGUCACAGAGACAGUAUCUGUACUUGGGUGCUCACAGACAGAGUACCUUUGUGGCGUGGAGGGAUUUUGCCGAUCUCUGGAGUCUGUGGCCGCAGCGCUGGAGCACGACGGGGGAAAUUCUUUAAUGGAUCUGACUCAUGCUCACCACUGGAGUACCCGUGCAAAUGUCAUGGAAGAACUCACGGAGGGUAGCUCAGGCUUUUGUGGCUGUGGACUGGUGGAAAGUAGCACUAAUCAGAAGUGGACGUACUUAAACACUAAAUACCCACAGUUCUCCCCUGCACCUCUUUUUAGAGUCCCUACUGUGCAGCCACGUGUGCUUGACUCCUUCACAGCUAAACUCAAUGCAUUGCAAGUUGCUGUAGAAACUGCUAAUCUUGCACUGGAUGUGCGAUAUUUAAUUCAAGAUAUGAACUAGCAAAAUAAGUAUUUUAUCCACUGUGGAACUCUGGUUUAUAAUGAU
Messenger RNA from Etheostoma cragini (Arkansas darter), 1801 nucleotides. RefSeq names its product McKusick-Kaufman syndrome (gene mkks). The coding region runs from base 179 to 1756 and encodes 525 amino acids. The record is from RefSeq and is a predicted model, not a curated record. Gene Ontology annotation, molecular function: ATP binding. The transcript has 4 exons. NCBI's taxonomy places the organism in Eukaryota, Metazoa, Chordata, Actinopteri, Perciformes, Percidae. Gene Ontology annotation, cellular component: kinociliary basal body; cytoplasm; nucleus. Gene Ontology annotation, biological process: chaperone-mediated protein complex assembly; protein folding; intracellular transport.